Messenger RNA from Austrofundulus limnaeus, 2454 nucleotides. Lineage: Eukaryota; Metazoa; Chordata; Actinopteri; Cyprinodontiformes; Rivulidae. The record is from RefSeq and is a predicted model, not a curated record.
CAAACCGUAGCGAAGUGCCUCUGGGAAAACUUCAUUGUUCAUUAUGGUUUUCCUGAAAAGCUCCUUAGUGAUCAGGGUGCUGAUUUCGAAUCAAAAACCAUUAAAGAACUCUGUGAACUUAUUGGCAUGAGGAAAGUGCGCACGACCCCUUACCAUCCCAGGGGAAAUCCGGUUGAAAGAUUCAAUCGCACUCUUCUUCAGAUGCUUGGAACACUUGAUAAGUCAGAUAAACUCCGCUGGAAAGACUUUGUCAAACCUCUGGUACAUGCUUAUAAUUGUACAAAGAGUGAUGUGACUGGAUUCUCCCCGUAUGAGUUAAUGUUCGGGAGACAACCCAGACUGCCCAUUGACUUGAUCUUCAGAUUGUCCACCAAUGCUAGUAAGCAGACUCAUUCCCAGUAUGUUGGCAAUUUAAAAUCUCGGCUGGAAGAAAGUUACCGUAUUGCUACUAGUAAUGCAGCAAAGAAUGCAAGUCGCAAUAAAGCCAGAUUUGACCGGCGAGUGAUUGAAUCAACCUUGCAAACAGGAGACAGAGUUCUCGUACGAAAUGUGAAGUUGCGUGGAAAACAUAAAUUGGCAGACAAGUGGGAGGAGGAUGUUUAUAUUGUCCUCAAGCGAGCUGGAGAAAUGCCAGUUUAUACAGUCAAACCUGAAAGUAAAGAUGGACCAGUGCGGACUCUGCACAGAGAUUUACUUCUGCCAUGUGGAUUCCUGUCAGCAGCUGCAGAACCUGAAACAGUCAAACCUCGUCCAAACAAGAGACCCAGAACAAGACAAUGUCCAGUCGUCGAGAGUGAAGAGGAGAUCAUUUCAGAUUUGGAUGAUGUACCUGAUUGGACAUUCUUCCCUCGUAUUACAUCAAAACCUGAUGCAUAUGUUGUAGUGCCUGAAACUCACAAGUUGAGUGAGCCUCCUUGUGCAGCCCAGAAAGCAGCAGAAACAGAGGAGCCUGUAGUUUCCCUCUCACCUGAUGCUCCAGCAACUCAGUCCCUUGUAGGACAUGGAAGUACUGGAGAUAUUCAUGGUGCAUCAAGUGUCAACUUACCUGAAAGUGUCAACUUACCUGAAAGUGUCAACUUACCUGAAAGUGUCAACUUACCUGAAAGUGUCAACUUACCUGAACGUGACAACUCACCUGAACAAGCAGACAUUUUACCUGAACUGAGCUCAGUUAACAGAUCUCCUCAGUGUUUGGAUUUACAGCAGUCUGAGGAAACUCCUCCAGAUAACGAGAUAAGCUCAGAUGCAGUAAUUGAUAAUGGGUGUUGUGAUGCGAAUGCACCUGUUACUGCCCAGCCUGAACCCUUAAAGUUUCAAACUGAUGGACUUCAAGAUGAUUACAGAAAGCUGAAUCUACAGACCAUUAAGGACGCCUACGCUCUUCCAAAACUGGAAGAUGCUUUCACUGCACUUGCCGGUUCCAAGUGGUUCUCCGUCCUGGACCUCAAGUCAGGUUACUACCAAAUCCGCCACUCUAAGAGGGAACAUAAGAUUCAGGCACUGGAUGGUCAUAACCUCAACCACACCAGCUCUGAGACCCUGCCUGUUAAGAUGACUAUUGGAGAAAGGAAUUAUGAUGUGGGCGAUAGGGAACUGUUGGCGGUUAAGCUGGCUUUGGAUGAGUGGAGGCACUGGUUGGAAGGAUAUCACCCUCAGACUGACGGUCAGACRGAGAGAGCCAAUCAGGAGCUGGAGACCCGCCUAAGGAUCCUGUGUGGCAACGAUGCUACCGAGUGGGCUACCAAUCUCCCCYUGGUCGAACAUGCACUCAACUGCCUGCCAUCAAGUGCCAUGAAGCUGUCACCCUUCUAUGUGGUGUAUGGAUUCCAGCCGCCUGUGUUUUCUGCCCAUGAACGAGCAGCCCAGGUCCCCUCAGCCCAUCAAGCAGCCCUUCGAUGUCAGAGAGCAUGGAGAGCGGCCAAGAAGGAACUGUUUAAGUCAACCCUCAUAGCUACCAGAACCACCAACAGGCAAAGAACUCCUGCCCCCCAGUACCAGGUGGGCGAUCGAGUGUGGCUCUCUACCAAGGACUUACCGCUGAGGGUAGACUGCCGUAAACUGACUCCUCGUUUCAUGGGACCCUUCCCCAUCUCCAAGGUGAUCAACCCGGUGGCUGUCAGACUCAGACUCCCAGGCUCCAUGYGUGUUCAUCCCACGUUUCAUGUGUCCCGGGUCAAGCCUGUCCAAYGGUCCADAUUUUUGCCCUCCUCCAGACCCCCUCCUCCYGCCCGASUCAUBGAUGGUGGYCYRGCRUACACAGUUCACCGCAUCCUCAAGUCCCGUCGUAGGGGACGUGGCAUCCAAUACCUCAUCGACUGGGAGGGAUUUGGCCCAGAGGAAAGAUCUUGGGUCCUAGCUUGCCAUGUCCUAGAUAAGACCCUCACCAGGAACUUCCAUAUAAGUAACCCCAGUCAGCCAGCACCAGCUAGAGGUCCGUCAAGAGCUGGACCUUGA